This is a messenger RNA of Talaromyces amestolkiae, 813 nucleotides long. RefSeq lists its product as uncharacterized. Bases 1 to 813 code for a protein of 270 amino acids. Gene Ontology annotation, molecular function: oxidoreductase activity. The record is from RefSeq and is a predicted model, not a curated record. Gene Ontology annotation, cellular component: cytosol. Lineage: Eukaryota; Fungi; Ascomycota; Eurotiomycetes; Eurotiales; Trichocomaceae. The transcript is spliced from 6 exons.
AUGUCUCUCAAAGGCCGUAAUGUUCUUGUCACUGGAGCUUCGAUGGGAAUAGGUGAAGCAAUAGUCAAGAAAGCAGCUGCAGAAGGAGCCAACAUAGCUCUGUUUGCAAGAUCAAAAGACAAAUUAGCCACGAUCACCGAGUAUUUGCAGGACAGAUACAGCUCGUCGAAAUUCAUUUUCCGGUCAGUUGAACUUCAGAGCUAUGAAGCCGUGGAGUCAGUGGUCCAAGAUGUGGUAAAUGAGCUAGGAGAUAUUGAUAUUCUGAUCAAUAACGUGAGAUCCAUUUCCUCAACAGCAUUAGCAUGCCCUUACUAUUCCCAGGCCGGACUCGCCCUCGGCGCACCAGCUGAAUUCCCCAACCUGAAGGUUGCUGACAUCGUCACCAUGAACGGCACAAAUAUCAACGGAAUGAUCCGCAAAGAGGGGACGAUUCUCAAUAUCACUUCAGUGACAGGACUAGAAGUCCCCCCGUUCCCUGGUGAGGCUGUCUAUCACACCAACAAAGCAGCCCAAGAAGCUUUUACAAAUGCAUUACGCAACGAGCUUACCGGGACGAAUAUCAAAGUCCUUGCCUUACGGCCGGGAUGUGUUGCAGCUAAUUUUCAUUCUUUGAGGGUUGGGCAUGACAAGGAGAUGUACGAUAGUUUCUUCGAGGGGUACACACCGCUAGAAUCUGAAGAUAUAGCCAAUGCCGCGGUAUAUAUGCUGAGCCAGCCACUGAAUAUCUCGGUCAAGGCUAUGGAUGUUGUUCCUUCUGCGCAAAGGUCAUUGAACGUAUUCGACCGAGCAUGGAAUGAAAGGAAUGGCUUGUAA